Molecule: messenger RNA, 20650 nt
Organism: Anopheles stephensi (Asian malaria mosquito)
Lineage: Eukaryota; Metazoa; Arthropoda; Insecta; Diptera; Culicidae
Gene: Svil
Product: supervillin
Exons: 15
Coding region: 1418-18487 (5689 amino acids)
Biological process (GO): cytoskeleton organization; actin filament severing; actin polymerization or depolymerization
Cellular component (GO): actin cytoskeleton; cytoplasm
Molecular function (GO): actin filament binding; phosphatidylinositol-4,5-bisphosphate binding
Source: RefSeq, a predicted model, not a curated record
CUUCAUUCGUGUUUUAACCGUCAAGGCAAGCACGCGGUCGAUCAGCAGCGUGUGGUACGAAGCAGGCGCAAAAUACGCGCUCCCGGCAAACAAAUCAACACACCGUGUGCGCGAGUUUAAGCUGUCCGAGCUCUGCUUGGCGUAAACAGAGCAACCACAUCGUUUGGCGUUAAGGCCACCAAAAAAAGCGUGUGUGUGUGGGGGCGACAAUUUGUGCUAACAGUUUACACCUAAAAGAGUCACUGUUUUGUAAACAUACACGAGGAAAGUUGAAUUUAAAUUCCCUACGGUUCGUUUGUUUUGGCCGUGAACGAUAGGGAAAGUGUUUCGGUGGCAUGGUGACGGUGGUCGGAGGUGGGUGAUCCCAGUGACAGAGAACCAGCCAAAAUUCAGAUCGGUUGCAAAUUUGCCGAUGAAAUCAAAACGCGCGAGCGUGUGUGUCUGUGGUGAAUGCCGGUGAAAACUUUCACAAAUCGGUCAACCGUUGUUUUCGGUUGAUAUGAAUAAUUAAUUUCCCGCCCGUACACGCGGAUCACCGGUGGGCUUUAUCAGUUUGCGUGUGUGCGUGUGAUUCGUGGGGUCCGGGAAAACCCCCGCCGUAAGGGAGUUGGAGGUGAGCUGGCCGGACGGAACAGCACGCAACAAGUGAUGUUCUGAGGGGAGGAUAAUAACAACUUCACAAAACAGCAAACCCCCCAUUGGUGAGAGAAUUGGCCAGGGUGAGCGUUGGUAUGUUGGUUGGAAAAUGGUCGAGUGAGAGCAGCCAAAGUUUUUACUUUCGUUCGGAUUCGCUCAGCCGACUCUUAGUUUCGUUCCGAUGCUAAUGGUGUCCGGUUUUGCGUUGCUGCUCCUCGACGGGCACACGAGAUUGAAGUCCUAGCGUGCAGGUGCUGUGCGUUCUUUACGACCGGUGGCCGGUUUUCGUGGUGUCGUAGUGCGUACCAUUAGAUUUGUUCGAAGGAGCAACGCGGGACACAACCUCCAAAUCGGUGGACAGUGAAAACACAACAGUUAAAAACAAAGAAGCUCCAGCCUGUUUGUGGCGGGUAGUCGUUUGAUAGUAUCUUCAGGGAAGGAACCGGUUUGCAGGUGGCAAUAAACACUGGACACACACUGCCAGGUGAUCUUUCGUGUGUUCGGGAGGGUGCGAUGCGCUACUGUGACGCUAUCGUGACGCACCCGGGGCGAAAUUCCGCUUACUGCUGCUGAUAUCGAUUUUACACACCAAACACACUCAGUAGGCCACGAACGUGACCUGGGCUCGGGGUGUGCGCGUGCAGUGGAAGCUAUCGAUUUUCCUGCCGACAGCCGUCCAACGCCGCCCUUCAUCGGCGCCUCUUCAAAGACACGCCACGUAACGGACCACGAGGAUUUGCUGACACUAGCGCAAACGGGUGACAAUCAAUCGGUCGGCACAAUGUAUUUGGUCCAGACUGUACAGACGGCAUCCCCGUGGAGGCCACAGUUACCGCUGCCAAAGGACAUAACGGCUCAUGUGCAGCAGCAGCAGAAGCAGCAGGCCAUGGAGAAGGCAACGCCAGCGACACACAAAGCAAAGGACGGCAAGGACAAGAAGUGGUCCCUAGGCAGUCUGUUUCGCAAGAAGAAGAAGGACAUCGAGACGGACUCGAGCUCGGAGGAGGACCGGAAGGCGGGCUUCGUGCCGGUGAAGAGUCAGGGCACGCUGAACGGCAAACGGAAGAAGCGAUCGAGCAGGGUCGUCGGUGCUGGGUUCGAUCACAUCGUUAUUAGUCCACCGCACCAGCAGCACACCGUUACGUCGCACCAUCAGCUACAUCCGCAGCAACAAUCGCAACAGAAUCAGUAUGGAUUCCGGGAGAGUGACAGCAUCAACUCGAUGGACAGGUAUCCUGCCUCGAACGGAUCGCUCGAUCGACGGGGCUGCCGGAAGACAGAUCGGUCGAGCAGACACUCGAAGGAGCGGCAGUCGUCCAGCGACGAGGAAUCACACCGAUCUUCCUCGAUGUCGCGCUUCCGAAGUGACGACAGUUUGGGCAACCACAGUGCCGGUUCCCACCGUAAAUCGCGAACUGCGCGAACCGAGCGCUACCUAAAGCGAAUGUCUCGCGAUGAUGGGGGAAGUCCAUCAGGUGCGGUUGCGCCGGGGCCAGCCGUUAGUCGGUGGCACACACAACCCAUUUCGCCGAGUAUGGUACACGCGGGAAGUGUCCAGUCCAUGGAUGUAACGUACCGACGACAUCCGCAUCACCAUCACCAUACGCACCAUCAGCACCAUCUACAUCACCAGCAGCAGCCGACGGCUCACAUGAACCUGCGCAACUCGUCCAGUUUAACCAAUGUUCCGCAUCACGUUUACCAAUCGAACUCACCAAGCUAUGCACACCAAAUGAGUGGUUCGGGACAGUCCCACGGCACCGCUCCACCAGCUGUUACUUACGAGAACAGCUUCUACAUACAGAGCAAGGCGAGCUCGAUGCGCGAUGCCAUACGUAGCCCACCGCCGAUUCCUCCGCGUGAUCCACAGCGAAGACUUACGAUUGGCCACACGAAUGAGGCACGUCCAGUGUCGUACGCGUUCGAUCGUUACCAUCAAGUUCCUUCGGGUGCGGGCAAUGUCUGGCAGUCGAAUGGAAAGUGCAACAGUGAGGAUCGUCUCUGGGGACCCAUGCAGCCCGUACAGCGUACUCCACCAUGCACGGGAUUCCCCGGGGCACACACGGUAACGCCACCGCGAGCUACUUCCGUGCAGCCAGCAGAGGUCCAGCAGCACAGACAGCGUUACAUAUCGCGUCAGCAGCAACCACCGGCGAACACCAUUCAGCCACCAAGUACGCCACCGUCUAGUGUUGCUUACCAUCACCAUCAGCAUCAUCAACAGCAGCAGCAGCACCAGCAACCGAACUACCACGCCACCACACUACCCGCCACCACACCUCCACAACACUCGGUGGAAUAUCGCUACGUUACGGAUGUAACGCCUCGAUCGCGCAAACCAAUCCAGAUACAGGAUCGUACGUUCGAACCGUACGAACCGAAGCUACCCGAACCCGCACCGACGGGAAGUGAAUCCUCGCUAGCUUACACAAGCACACCGACUCCAACCGGCAGUGGCCGUGUUGGGUCCUCGUCUCGCUCUCUACGUGCUGACAGUUCUGAUUCCGUCGGUGGUGGCUCGCGUACACCGCAACAGUCAGCUUCGGCCUUUUGGCGUCGAAUCGAGGAGGAACAGCAAAACGGUUCGCAGUCACGUCGAGGCCGUGCUACGGAACGACGGCCCGGUGUAGCCGGGACGGCCAUUUCUUCCCGCUCCGUAUCCACCUCCCGAGCGCUGGAGAUAAUGAACCGUCGCAAUCAGGAGCUGACGCGCGAGCUCGACAGUUUGUUGGACGAUAAGCAGGCGAAGAACGCGGACGGAGAGAUGGAGAACAUCGUCAGCGGACGGUUGUACCUUCGACAGACAGCGGAGAACGCCAGCAAGGCCAAAUCGAACGAAAAGUUGUAUGAGGUCAAGAUGAAAACAGCUCCCGAGACGAGUGGACCCAACAAGUACGAGGAGCAUGUGGCGAAAACGGUUGCCCAAGGUGCUGUCCAGACACAUGGGUCGCAUGGGUAUCGACGAUACGGUGAAGAUCACCAUCAGCAGCAGCAGCAGCAGCAACAUCAUCAUCACCAUCACCAUCACCAUCAUCAGCAACAACCACCAGCUCCACCCAUGCGGACUAUUUCCAAGCGGAACUCCUGCUCGGAGGAAGAACUAGCACGCAAGCGCAAAUCGGCAAACCUCGAGGAGGCAAUCAACGAGCUGGAAGCGAUCUACAAGAGCCUCAAGUUGAGCGAUGAGGAUCUGCUGGAGCGAGCGGAACGACGCGAUCUUCCCACGCCGACCGGUUUCAGUCAACGAGCGCGGCACUAUCGCUACGACGCCGAAGCUGAAGAGGAGCGUGCAAAGGCCGAGCCCGAUCUUCAGCUGGACGAUCUUAGCUAUCGUAGUAUCAAACGGGCGAAUAGCUCUAUCAAAGCACCAGACACGCAGCCACCCUUUGGUAUCCCGGUUGGACCGAUCCCACCUUCCCCCAGCACGGACUAUCUGACGGUGCAAGCCCCAGUAAAGCAGACCAAACCACGCUUCCAACCGCAACGAUCGCCGGAUCUGGUUGCGGAUGAUCUUGCCUUCCGACAGCUGCGCAAGGACAAAGAUCUGCUGGCUUGUAUCGAUCGUGCUAGCGUACGUCACCAACCGACGCAGAGUGGCAACACGAGCAGCGGCUCGGAUGAUUCUCGCCAGAAACGGUCCACCGGAUCACUGUCCUCGAACAUCUACAGCCAGAUACAGCGCGAUGCGGCCAAACCGUCCGGAGGAAAUCUGGAGGACUACUACAAAAUUGAGCUGUAUGCAAAGAGUCUACGAGAAACCACCACACCGGGUCGAGAAGUAACUCCGAAACCGAAAGACGCUUCGCCGGCGAAGGAGAAGCUGGUCACAGUACGACCGAAGAGCGGAACGACUCCUCCGAAGGAGAACCGAGGCGCAGUUUUCAAUCUUCCGUCGACGCUGAAAUCGAGCUCGUCUGGCAGUCCUCCGAAGAGUCCGGGUGUAACGGAGGGUAGCAGUGCGGCAUCGACACCAACACCACGACCUAGAUCGGGCACAGAGCCCGUCAUUGUGGGCGCCAAGCAUAAGGCCGAAUUCGAGGAGAUCCUGAACGCGAUCGCACUGGAAGCACAGUCCACUAGCGAGAAGCUGGGAGCGGAUUUGGCCGAGCUUCGCAAGGAAACACAAUCCGUGUCGAGCGGCACGAGUCCGGAGGUGAAGACUGCGGGAACUCGCACCAUUUCCAAGACGAUUGCUCCCUCGAGCAAAGCAUCUGUGGUGGUGGCUACUGCAGCAGCAACGUCAAAGCCCCAGCUGAGUGCUACACCGAAGGAAGUCGAUGAGGUUGCUGAAGCGGCCAAGUACUGUGAGCGGAUGUUGCGGGACGUUAUCGAGGAGGCACCCAAGAAGGAGAAGAAGGAGGCUACCAUACCCGUCAUUGCUGUGGAAACGGUUGUGCAGAAAACGCCGGAACAAAGUCCCGUUGAGCAAGUCCAGAGCGUCAAGACGGUCGUCAAGGAGCAACCUACGAUCGUGGAACCGCCCGUAUCGAGUGAUUCCUUAGUGUUGGGUGGUCUCAUUCAGCAGCUGACACCGGCUGGAAGCUUCGAGGCACUGAGCAAGCGCUGCCAGGAGCAGCUGAGCGAGCUGGAAGCUGAGGAUGAGCAGCGUGAUGAGCGCGUUCGGUCAUCGAUCGAGCGUGACUACGACAAUCUGGUCGAGAGCAUCAAACCGUUCGAGUCGGACACGGACAAAAAGUCUACCGAGGAAGAGAUCGACCUGAUCAUGAAGGAGUGCGGCAUCGAGCUGGAAACCAAUGCAGCCCAGAAAGUGCCGGCUAGUUCUCAAACCGAGCUUAGCGACCGCGUCUCCGAGCCGAAGUCCUCCAGCGAAACGGAACCGUUUCCGAAGUCCUCCUCCCAGAGCGCUGGUGGUCCGAAGCCUUUCGCAAGCGAUACAGCAGCAGCGCGCGGGCAGCGAGGCUCGAGUACCUCCCCGUCCAGCGAGGGCAGAACGAAAGCGUCCCGAUCGCCGCCGGUGUCAUCCGUGCGGCUAACGCCAUCCGACACCGAAUCGCAGUACAACUCGUCCGAAGAGCUUGCCAUGAUCUUCGGCAUCAAGAGCCCAACACCGACAGAAAAUAAACCGUUCGUGAAUAGUGCUAUCCAUGAGUUGGAGAAAAAGCUCUCAUCCGCCACUGCCAAACUAAGCUGCCAACAGCAAUCAGAAUCUAAUUAUCAGCAACAGCAUCAUCAUCAGCAACAGUUCAUUGCAUCGUCGUAUCCACCCAUUCAUCCACAGUAUCAAGGGCAACAGGAGCUGCCACCACAACACUACACACAACAUCUUGCGCCAUCCCACUAUCAUCCGCUUGGACCGGCGCAACAGUUCUACGAGGAACCAUCCCAUGGAGUGCCAGUAGCAGAGGAGGAAGGCAAAUUUUACAUUACCAACCACGCGAAUAGCCUAACGGCGCAGCAACAGCAGGCACCUACGUCCAGCGAAUGCUCCGGUCUGCACGCAAUCCUGCAAGUGAUACGUGCCGAACAGCAGCAGCAGCAGCAGCAGCAAGAAAAGCAACAGGCUCGAAAAGAGCCACACGUUUCGAAACAUUGUGAUCUCUACAUCGCUACUGCCACCACAGCCUGCAGCCCUCCGAAUCGGGCACACCCAGCAUCAUCAACGAAUCAACCGGAGCCGCAACAACCGGCGGGUACUUCCUCUCACGCACCAAAGUUCAGUGCGGUCAAUUUCCGGCGCGUUCAACGACAUCCUCCGGUGUCCUUCCCGAAGCGACCGCUCGUAACCCAGCGGUCCCUCGGAUCACCACCGUCGGUAAACGUCGGCUCGAGCUACUCACCGUCCGGUUCGGCAGGGAGCAGCAUCGCCUUUGCCGCCGCGUCAUCGAUCGCAAACGGCCAGCAGCAGCACCCGCAGCAACCGAGACGACGCCAGCACGGCUCGCGAAGGCAUGAGGCCUUCGUCAAGACGCGUUCCAAAACCAUAUCGGACUUUUUCGGGCCCGAGUCGACCCCGGUCAGCCGACUGCUGAAUAUAAUAUGUCAAGAGAAGGAAGCGGAAAGGGUAGCAGCGCACAUCAUGAACCAGCAGCAGAGUUCACGGUCGGCGAUCGCGGCCAAAGCGUCCGCGAGCGCCCCAUCUAGUCACGGGUCGGGCAGGGCUCAUCCGGUUCGGCCACCGCCCGCCACCAGUAGCACCAGCCAGUCGGCAGCCGGCGGGGUGCGUUCGCGCAAGGAAAACAUUGUGCCGAGCGUCGGGGUGAACUCUGGCUCGGACACGGGCAGCAGUGGCAGUGCCGGCAUUGCGCCGGUACUGGUCGAUCCAGCCUUUGCCGCGAAGGAUAUAGAUAGGAUAGCGAAAUACAAAGCCGAUAGACGUAAAGCCAUUUACUUAAGAAACAAUGUCCACGAGAAUGAAAAUGAAAGACUGGAACCUAGCAAAAGAUCAUCAUCUAGAACACCGAAUACUCUUCCAUCAAGUGCAAUUCUUAGCAAACAGCAGCAGUCAUUGUUACCACCAUCAUCUAAACCGACCACAGCAACAACCACCAGCAGCAUCAAACGUCCUCAUUCAACCGGGCUCACGAAAGCUUCUCCCUCCGUUAGUAACGGGCUGGCCAAACCGGUACCAACGCGACCGGUAGCAGCAUCAGCAGGCUCACGCGACCGAAAUGCUAGCAGUAUCCGAUCCGGGGAUGAAAAGCCUGCCAAUGGAGCAGGAACAUCUCCGGUGCACGUGGCUGGAGCAGCUACUAGCUCCUCGACCGUCACGAAACAAAUACGAACGACUCGAUCGUCUCGGUUGCGUGCCGCAGCAGCACACGACAAGGAACGAUCACCAUCGGCGAGUAGCGCCACCGUCAAAUCGACUACCACCGGAUCGAUGACGCUAUCCACGACCGGCGGCAUCGUAGGAGACGAUCAGCACCGAAGCCAGCCGCAACAGCAGCCGCAGCUGGAGCGUUCUCAGCGUGCUGUGUUCCAUCGGGUACCGGCGGCGGGAACCACUGCUAACCCCGUAACACCCCGCACAGUGGUAACGUCAACGAGAACCACACUAACGAAACAUUCCACCAGCAAUGGACCGGCGACUGUAACGAUCAGAAGCAGCAAGCUAUUGCCGGUUGCAACUGCAGCAGCUAAGCGGGAACCGCUGGUAAGGAAAGUGCCCUCGACGCCCUCAACGAACUCGACCGCUACGGGUGGUGUUGAUGCCGCCGCCGCCAAACGGUUGGUUCCGUCGAUUGCCGUUAACAUGAAACAGAGACUGAAGACCACGACCGAAACGAUUAAGGGCGAAGCGCGUGUGGUGAAGAUAAAAAGUGAGGCACCUGCAACAAUAAGCUCCGCCGCUGCAGCCAAGCGAACGCUCCUUGCGAAGACGCGCAACAAUGUUGUUGUUCCUGUGGAACCUCCCGAACUGGAUUUGGACAAAUCGCUUACCGAACGCAUGGAGUCGCUAAAUCUGGACGAUGGGCCAGCGCACGAGAAUCAAGGGGAAGAUUUUUUUGAACGACCACCCGUCAAGAGUGAGGUGCCGCCGGAAACAGAUCUACUGGACACCGUCGGUACACCGCGCAUGCGGACGUCUACGAUGAAACGAUCGCACGCAACCCGGUUGCAAUUGGCCGCCACCCUGCCGAAGGACAUAAACGGGCUGAGUCCGGUGAAAGGGGUUCAGCAGCGGGAGGAGACGGAGAAGGAUAAAUCGGCCAAGCGCAAAUCGUUUCUCAAUCGUUCGCAGACAGAAGAACCGGCCGCCGGUGCAAGAUCCACUGCGAGCUCCUCUUCCGUCGGACGAUAUCAGCGUCGGCUCAAGAUGCCUCACAGUAGCCCGGACAUGUACUCGUCCAGCAAUCGCUCGUCGCCUGUAAAGUCAUCGUCAUCAACCGAAAAGUCUCCCACGAGUUCACCACGACCACCAUCGUGUUCAUCAAACCGCUCGAGUCCCAAGCAUGGUGGUGGUGGUGGUGUAGCGUCACCGGAAACGAUGUCCUCGAAGGCUGGAUCCUCGCCCGUACGCAUCUGUUCCCGACUGUCCGGAUAUACGAGCGGUGGCGGUACGCUAAACAACAGCCCAUCGCCCUGUUCGCAGCCCCGAAGUCCUUCACUAUCCUACCACAUGGAGCAGGCACGCCGCGAAUUGGUGGUUUCUCCGCCGAGAACGAAUCGUCUGCUGAAGAUCGUCACCGAGUCCACUACCGAUCCGGUUGUACCGCAACUUGCUGCCAUGUCGAUCGAACCAUCGGUACCGAUUGACGCACCUGCUGAAGUUGUAGCGGAACCGGAAGCGAAGCUUGAAGAAGCGGUACCGGAGGCGAUUGCAGCGGUGGAGGCACUAGCUCUGGAGGACGCUGACGAAAUAUCGGAGGAACAGUCAUCGUCGAUAGGUCAAUAUUCUAAAUUUAGUCAAAUUUUAAAAUCGCCCACAUUAGAGGUAGGAACCAUAAGUGAUAUGUUGGGUGAUUUAGCAAUUGCUGAUCGUAGUAGCAUGGAGGUGGAUGCGCAAGAAAGAAUGGAAGUAGACGAAGAUGCGGAAGAAGACGACGUGCAAGUGCCAUUGAUUAUGGAACAGCAAGCGGUAGGACGGUUGGUGGACGAAGAAGUCGUUAGUUCGGAACCGACGGCGGAGGAACAUAUGGAAGCGGGUCCUUCUGGGCUGUGUGUUGUUGCAUCGAAUGGAGCGAAAUACGAUUGCGACGAGGAUGAGGAGGACGAUGUGGGUGAAGAGCGGCUCGUUAUCGAACCACCGGCAAGGGGAUACGUGGCGGUGGUUGACGUUGGCGAUGAUGAUGAUCAUCAGCAGGAGGAGAUCGGCAGGCCAGCGAAUCGAAUCCUGUUCGACAAUCAGUUCAACGACGAGUUUGUGGUGAUCGAAAACAGUCCAAAGAGUCAGCUGAUCCAAUCGCUCGACGAAGCGGACAUCAUAGUGCUGCGCGACAACGACGAUGGGGAAGAGUACGGUGAUCGGCCACCGUCGCGUCCGUCGAGCGGUGGCUAUCUGGAGAAAAAGAAAAAGCUCGUCAAGAUGAGCUCGGUGGAGCACUUUGAGCGUAAAAGCUUGUCACCGCAGCGCGUGGGCAAGCUGAGUACGUCCUCGUCGUGUAUUUCGCGGGCGAAGAGCAUGGACGAGAGCAGUGCGGUGCUCGGUGGUGGAAGCAGCUCUGCGUCGGCCGGUGCCAGCUCUGGCACUUCGGCGAACCAUAUCGUGUCGAUACUGAAGCGCAAAACUGUGGAGUCUUCAGCGGCUGCCAGUUCCGCGUCGAGCAAUGCUUCGCCUGUGACCUUUUCGCCGAGCGUCGUCGACACGCCGAUUCGUUCGAAUCGGAAGCAAGGCAUACUGAAGAAACGCUGCUCGCUGGACGAGAGCCGUUACAGUCGCAGCCACUCGCCGGAUGAUCGUUCGAUACUGGUGAAGCACACGCGGCGGAACAGUUUCGAGGAUGGAACCAGCUCCAACCAACAGCAGCAGCAGCAGCAGCAGCAAGCCCACGGAAUUCUGAAGCAAAAGAGCUACGAAUCGCGGGAGGACGUUUCGGGUGCUGCCGCAAGUGGUGGAACCAGUCGCAACUCGAUAGCUAGUGGUUCGGGCAGUGGUGUUAGCAGCGGCCAAGCGAACGGUAGCAUAUCGCACGGCAUUUUGAAGAAGAAAAACGACAGCUCUUCGACGUCAACACCGAGCGAACCGCCGAAGCAUGUGUCCAUCUCUCAGGCGGUCAUACUGGCGGCGGCCGAGAUCUGCCAGGACAUGUUGCUGGUGGACGAAGAUGAAGCGUACGAUAUCAAACCGAUCCUUAAACCGGACCAUCAAGCGCCGGUUACACCGAAACCGAUACUGAAGAAGAAGUACUCCUCCGAAAAUGAAGAGAUCCGACCGAUUCUGAAGAGUUCGCGCAAGAGCUCGCGUGAGGAAAACUCGGAUUCGGAGGAGAUGAAACGAUCGAUUCUGAAGAUCGACUCACCAGCCAAACGAACACGAUGCUACGUUGAACAACAGCCAGCCGGUGGUGGCGAUAUGAUGGUGGGAAGUAUGGGCAGUUCUAGCUCAUCCGAAACUGGCACACCCGGUGUGUUGCCGUUGGUUCACAGCCGUUCGCUAGAGCAUCCGGACUCGGUCGCUGGUGCGGCGAUAGUGCCACAGGUGACAAACAUCGAAAAGCCUAUCAUUUCGGUUGCCGAGCGUAUACGAAACAUGGAGAAGUUCCUAUCGGGAGGUAGUGGUGGCAGCAUUCAUUCAUCGUCGUCGGGAUGUUCGUCUGUUUCGAAGCAGCAGAGCACGUGUUCCUCAUCGAACACCAUCAGUAGGCGGGAGUCAUUCCGCUACAAAACCCAACCGGUCACAUCAACGGAGAUCAACAGUGCUCAGCAGCAGCAGCAGCAGCAACAACUGCAACAGCAGCAGCAACAGGUAUCGCCUUGUGGAUCACGAUCUCCAGAGUGUGUUGCAGAACCUAGCGACGCCGGUAAUGAUGUUGAUCGUAGUGAAUCAAGACCCGUGUCGAAAGAUUCUACCGAAUGUGCCCGUGAUGAGCCGCAGCUUGGUGAAGUCGGUUGCUUGGUGAACAGUGGUGCGAUAAAGCAGAUCGAAAAUACGGUGAGCGUAUCCGCGGAAGAUCCAGUACCGGAGCGUAGAAUUGCACCGGAGCACAGUUGCUUGCGUAGCUCGCUGGAGUUGUUGAUACAGCGAAGUCACUCGGUUGAUCGUAGCGCCGACCAGAAACCGUUCCCUGUGGCAGUGGUAGAGGAUCCGAAACCAUCCUCUUCCUCGUUCGAGCUUCUCUCGCCAACACUCGGUACAGCGGAAUCGAACUCGCACUCCAUCAUUAGUGGUGAGUUUAAUUUGGCCUCGCUGAGCUCCGAUUCGGGCGUACAGUUUGGUGGGGGUCGCGGUGGCACGGAGGAACUGUCCGGCACAACCGAUUACGUGCUAUCGUCCUCGGUGAAGACGAGUGACAGUGAGAAAUCACCUUCGAAGAAAACGAUCGACGACGACGAGGACGAUCUGAAUGAAGCGUUGCUCGCCGAGGAGCAGCUGCUGGUAGUGCGCGUCGAGGACGAAUCGGACGAAGAGCAGCAUCCGGAAAGGAGACAGGGCAGGGGUGUGCUUCUGUCCCCGACAUCCACCUGUUCAUCCACGCACGCCGGUCGUGUGUUGAGACCGUCCAGCAGUAAUAGCAGCGCUAGCAGUGCGAGCAACAGCAGCAGCAGCAGCAAGAAGGGUGACAUCCUUCGGACGGCGGGUGUAGGUAAGAGCUGUGGAGGAGCUGCUGGGCAUAGGUCACCCGGUGGUAGCACUUCGUCCUCGUCCCCGGACAGUGGCAGUAGUAGUGAUUUGAGCGAUCGCGACCGACCCGAAACCGACGACCACACAAUGUUUGGUGGAUGCGUUGGGUUUGGCCGCAACAGUGGUGGUGGCAGCGGGGGCGCCAGCAGUGGAGGUGAGGACGGCACUGACAAGGGAUUACUGCGACGAUCCAGCAGUGUCCGGGCGAAGGCAAGCAUGUUUGCUCAGCUGGAAAGCAAGCUGAAGGAGAACGAAAACCCUCUCAGCCGGCCGAUCGUUCCACGUCCAAGACGAGCCCAAUUCACAACCCAGACGAUCUCGCCAACCGACAUCGAACGAAGCAAUAACGCGAUCAAUAGCGGGCUUACCAGUGGCCAGUAUCGCACGACGACCACCAGCAACAUAUCGACGGUCCAUCCACCGGUCCACCCAAUCAUGAACACGAUACCAACGAACAACAACAACAACAUAGUCUCGGAUGACUCUGGCGCCGAGUUUGAUCCUUCGACACUGCAAGUAUCGAAGAAGGUCAAACUGUUCUCGGGCGGAUGUGUAACCGUCAAGGGAGUUGGUGGCGAAGAAGGCGACCCGGUGACGGUGGUGACGGCGAUAGCGAACGGCGCAAACACACCGGUCGGAGUGAUCCGGCGGAAGAAAACGCUACUAAAGGUGCGCACGAUCGGGAAGCUAGUGAUGCCGAAGUUUCUAAACGAUAGCAACAAUAACAUUUCCGUUCAGCAGCAGCAGCAGCUAGAGCAGCAUCAGCAGUAUAAGGAAAAUGGAAGCACCAAUGGCACGGGCUCGGAAGGGGAGCCGGACCUGCAGCAUAUUGUGCCGAAGGUGGAUCGGAUACGCAGAAAGUUUAUGAGCUUCCCAUCGACGCCCAAGUUUUUCAACAGCACGGAAAAUGGCACCCAAAGCCCACUGCAGGGAACGCACGGUGAUGACGCGAGCGAUGGCAGUGAUUCGAAUGUGGAUUCGGGCAAGGAGAACAACUACGACAGUGGGGUGGAGAAUAUGAAUGGAUCGGGUCGUCCGCCGCAAGGUGGUGGCAGCUCGAAUGUGCUCGCACUCAAGAGGAACUUCCUGAACACAUCGAACCGUGCGAAGUCGCUGCACAAAGAGAAGGACCCGGUGCUGGACGUUUCCUCCGAGCUGGACGGUGUAGUAACGAAGGGAAAGGUUUCGAGCCUGGCAAACCAGUGGAAUCGGUUGCGUAUGACGCUGGAUGUAUCGUCGAUACUGAAAACACCCGGCACCACCUUCGAAACACCCCCAUCACCUUCCGGACGCGUUGGAAAUGGACUACAGGCGGAGCGUGAAUGCGAAAGUCUUCCGAUUGCUUGUGAAACCGAGCGCUCCUUCCUGCUCGACACGUCAAUGGAACGAUCGUCCGUGUCACAGAGCAACAAUACGUCACUGUUUUCCCGCAGCUUCACGCGGAAAGGGAACGGUAGCUCGAAAUUUGCGCUCGUGGACGAUCGGUUUGCCAAGUACUUUGGCUGCAAGACGAGUGAGCAAGGCUCACCGGCACCGAACGGUACGACGGGCGGCAAAUCGAUGAUAGUGACACGGAACGGCUCGAUUAAGGAACACAGCAGCAACACACCCACCAACGAUGGUAUGAACGGAGGCACCUACAAGCAGCAACAACCACGGCGACGUUCUCAAUCAAUGCCCAAGGAAACGCUGCUGCUGGAGCAGAGGCUCGAAUCGUUUAUCAGUACGAUCGCCGCUGCUGGAGGGAACGGUAACGGAUGGGACAAAAAAUGGAGCACCAUUAUUAAGCCGGUGAAUACUGUGGACGAGUUGAACAUUACCACCGAAGAUCUAUCAAUGGCGGAUACGGAGUUCGAUAAGCUGUUUAUAGAGCAAAUGAGUCCUCGCAAACCACCGACCGCGUUCCUGCCACCGAACGCUCAGAAGCUUCCGUUCAUGGCGGAGCUAAAGGGUGGCAUACUGAAGUCCAAAUCCGGCUGCGUCGGACUGUUUCCGGCCGAUCUAAAUUCGGAGCUAAAGUCGCGCCUCAAGAAAUCGACCCAUUCGGCUGUGAGCAAUCUGAAGAAAUCGACCACCGUCUCCACGAUCCACGAUGCCCCGAACAGCUUCGGUGCGCCGGGUACGCAUCCGGAAUCUUCGUCCGAAUCGGAGGACGAUGACGACGAUGGCGUUGCACCGGGCAAGAAUCUUGCGAAGAUGCUCCGCAACGUGUCCAACACGGCGAACAGUGGCAGUGGAGGGGGUAGUGUGCCACCGUCCUACAUACCGCUGCCGGUGGUACCGUUCCCGCGCUCGUUCGCGACCAGUGAGCCCGAAUCUCAAGCACUCAACCGGGAGCUGCAAUCGAUCAACAAGAAUCCAGCCGUCGCAAGGCGCCGUCGUCAGAACGAAGGCUACAAGCAGCAACAGUUGAUUAAAAGCAAAAGCCAAUCCGAGCUUGCCACCUUCAUACCGGCGUCGGCAAUCAUCUACCACAACACAGCAAACAACGCUGCGCCGUAUGUGCCCGGCGGCAUCAGCAGCAGCAGCAACAGCAGCGGUAGUAAUGCACUCGGUGGAACUGCACCACCGCCGCCGCCAUCAGCACUAGCGACACCAGCGAGCUACUAUCAAGCGGAGCAGAAUAACAACCACAGCCACCAGCAGCCGCUGCUGCAUCAUCAGCACAGCUUCGGACACGGUUCCGGGCAGCAGGAGAACGAAGAUUUCAGCUUCCCAGCGUUCGGCACGUUGCGCCGGUGUUUGACCGAGGAAAUGCGCCCGGAUCAGGACGGUGCGAUGGUGAAGAGUGUCUCCAUUGCCGAGCGGAUGGCGGCACUGAAGAAGAGCGGCGAGGACAAUUGGCGCCGGCGCGUCUCCAAGAAGGAUGUGCCCGAUGAUGUGCGGCGGGAAAACCUUGUCAAUAAUGCACUCAUCGUUGCCAAGUCCCACGAGAGCCCAGUGAAAAACAACUCACCACGACCGUUCAGUCGGCCGGCGGACCUGGAGGGUGGCAACAUCUCUGACCGGUUGGGUAAAAUUAAAACGUCGUCGGAAAAUUGGAAAAAUCGUGUCGAACUCUCCGAUGCGACCAACUUCACCGUGGCGGGCCGUAUGGCCGCCACGAAAUCGCCCAAGUUACCGUUCAUCAAGUCGGACACGAAGCAAUCACCCGCCAUGAAUGUGUUCCGCAGCGUUAACCCACCGCAGCUCGGACUCGCGAAAAGUCCCUCGAUGAUGGUGUCCUCCGUGGUCACCUCGUCCACCGUUUACGGUCAACCGCAGCCACAGCAGCAGCAGCAGCAGCAGCAGUCUCCAGCGGCUGGUGCAUUAUUCGGCAGCAGCAGACCCACCAGUGUUCCGGCUCAACAAUUUUCUAGUCCCGCUCCGGCACUGUUCCAGCAGCAAGGCCAGCAGCAGCAGCACCGAGUCGUCGAAAGUCUCAUGAAACGUAGCAUAAGUGUCCCAGGUGUACCGACCGGUGAUCUCAAAACGCACGCGACCGGUUCGAAGGUGGCCAUACCGAAGCUGGAUGACGAAAGCUUUGGUUCGUUCUUCGGAAAGGUCACCACAACACCAACGAACGGCGGCACCACCACCACCGCCACCACCGGGUUGGGUGCCGGAUUCUCCUCGAGCAUGAUGAUGGCCAGCAGCACGGUCAGCAGCAGCAGCAGCAGCAGUACGAUGAUGAGCAACAGCACCGAAGUAACGAUCGGGGAUCUCGAUACACUGAAACCCACCGGCGAGAAGCUGUCGCACAAGAAGGUGGUCCAGGGACCACGGGGACGGCGCGCAAUGUCGCGAAAUCCGCUGAAGACGCUGGCCGCCCGUGACGACCUGCAGACGGAGUAUACCGAAAUUAAGACAGGUAUCGCCGACAAGGAGAUGCGAAGACUUAAACUAGAAGCAAUUGCCAAAAGUAGCAAUCUGGCCGUAGAAGCGCUAGCCGGCUUAGCGUCCGUUGAAGAUUUCAAAUCGGUCAGUCUCAAGUCUAGCUCGCUGCCGCUGAAUCAGUCGUUUGUCCCGUACAAACCGCUGAUGUUGCUGCAGGUGAAGGGCCGUCGGCAUGCGCAGACGCGCCUGGUGGAGCCGGUGGCUCGCUCGGUGAAUCGGGGCGAUUGCUUCAUCCUCGUUACGGCCGAUCGGCUGUUCGCCUUUCUCGGCCAGUACGCCAACGUGAUCGAGCGAUCGCGCUGCAAGGAAAUCUGCGAUCAGAUCGUGCGCGACAAGGACCUCGGCUGUGGGGCGACCAGCGUGACGCUGCUGAGCGAUGGGGCUAGCAGUGGUGCUGGCCGGCAGGCACGCGAAUUCUGGAAGCUGCUCGGACGUGGCCAGGAGGAUGAAGGGACGGAGGUGUGCGAUUCGGGGCAUGCCGACGAGGACGAACUGUUCGAGUCGUGUCUGAUCGAGACGAACAUGGUGUACGAGUUCGAGGACGAGGCGUUGGUCCCGGUGGAGGAGUAUUGGGGGGCGAUCCCGAAGAUUUCGAUGCUGGACCCUCGGAAGGUGCUGGUGUUUGAUUUUGGAUCGGAGCUGUACGUGUGGAGUGGCAAGAAUGCACCGACGGAGGGAAAGCGUGCGGCGUUGAGGUUGGCCCAGGAGCUGUACGGAGGAAGUUACAGCUACGAGGAGUGUCAGCUAAAUCCGCUCAACUUCUCGGAAUUGGCCGGUGAUCGUCAGCGUGAUGCAAGACGCUUGUCCAAAGUUGGCAACAACCGGCCGGAAUGGUGCUUGAUCGCACGCGUCACGCAGCACAUGGAGACGGUACUGUUCCGCGAGAAGUUCCUCGAUUGGCCGGACGUGACGGUGCAGUUCCGUGAGGACUACACGCUCGGCAAUGGUGACGGGUCGACUCCGCUCGGUGCGGAAAUUAAGCCGCUGGACGGCAACCAACUCUACCGCGGAAACGAACCCUACCAGGAACCGAAUCUGGUGCUGGAGAACUCCAACCUUGGCCGGGGUGAUUUCUACUACGAUCAGGACUCGAUGCGUCACUUCGAUGUGUGCACAACCUCCGUUACGCAGUGGGAAAUCGAUGAGUACGAGUACAAGGAGAUCGAUGGCACGUCCCGCGGGCAUUUUUAUGCCGACGAAAGCUACACCGUGCGCUGGAUGUAUCAGAUCAGUGUGACGGUGCGUGAGCUGAGUGGCAAGGUGUCGAAUCGGAGCACUGUUGUUGGGCGGGACCGGUGCGCUUACUUCUGCUGGCAUGGCAAGGAUGCGUCAGCGAACGAGAAGGGUGCGGCGGCACUGCUCACGGUCGAGCUGGACAAGGAGAAGGGUUCGCAGGUGCGCGUUGCCCAGGGUCAAGAGACGGCCGCUUUCGUGCGACUGUUUAAGGUUAUGUUCAUCCACCGCAGCAAGCGAGUGCCGAAGGACGGGUGGCGUAUGUACAUGAUUACGGGCAAUUUCGCCGAGGAGACGAUGUGCACAGAGGUGGAGGGCUGCAGUAUGAGACAGUUGCGUUCCCGAGCCACAAUGCUGUUGGUACAUGGAGAGCGGGGAAGAGUGCUCCUCUGGCAUGGCUGUAAGGCGCUACCACACGCGAAGGAAGUAGCCGAGAAUGUGGUACGCGUAGUGCUCGAGCAGAAGAGCCCGGAACUGUUCGACGAAACGCUCUCGAACCUGAGCUCCUCGGUGGUGGAUGAGGGUCGUGAGACGGGCGAGUUCUUCGAUGCUGUUGGAGGUCAGAACCGUCACCAUUAUCACAGUUUGCUCGGUUCGGAGCAGAGCUACGACUUUACGCCACGCAUCUUCCACCUCACGAGUAUCAACAAUGGCAACUUUGAGGGUACGGAGCUUCACUGUGCCCUGCGUGCGAAGGAUCGUCCGACGGCGUAUCCGUUCCGGCAGGAGGAUCUUUACUCCGCUCGACAACCCACCAUCUUCCUCAUCGACAAUGGGCACGUGCUGUGGUUGUGGCAGGGAUGGUGGCCCAAUGGGGAUGAGUCGGGCAGCGACAGUGGUAGCGGUGGGGAGACCAAUCACAGCAGCUUCGACAGCAAUCGGUCGGGUGAGAACCGUUGGCAGGUGGAACGUCGUGUCGCAAUGGAAACGGCCGUUUCGUACUGGAAGGCGAAGCAGAAGCAGCAGCAGGACGUCCGGGUGGUGAAUGGGAAUGGACAUGCGGCACCGGCUCGUCUCACCUCUACGACCGUCACGGACGAGAAUGGCAAUGACGAGGGCAUUGAUGAGGUGGAUGCUAAGCCGUACGACGCACCGGUACCGACCGUCGUAGAGGAACGGCAGGAGCAGCAGGAAGAAGCAGAAUUCUCGCAUGACCUCGUGAAUGGGUUCGUCGUUUGGGCAGGGCUGGAACCGCUCGAAUUCAUUGCCAUGUUCCCGGAGUGGACCGAGCGGGACGAUGUAGCAGAAAUUAAUGUGCAGGAUGGUCGUAAAUCGACACCCCAACCAAUCUACGACAGUCUGUCGCUGCUGUCCCGCAAGGAGUACCCGCUGGCCGUACUGCUCGAACGUCCGCUGCCGGAAGGUGUCGAUCCCACCAAGCUCGAGCUGUACCUGCACGAGCAGGACUAUCCGGAAGCGCUCGGCCUAACCAAGCUCGAGUACGAUCAGCUGCCCGCCUGGAAGCAAACGAAGCUAAAGAAGGAACGUGGCCUGUUUUAGGUCGUGGCCUCGUCCAACCAACGAGGGGACAGAAUAAGAAGUAGAAAGGGCGCCAUAAUUGGGGAAGAGAACGGUUCAUAAAUUUGCUAAGUCAGUCAGUGAGACACACGCUGUUUCCCAAAUUUCUGUGCACAGUGAAACGAAACCGGAAGCUGUGUCGAUGAUAUUAUUGGAGUGGAGGAAAUCCCUUUUUUUAUUACGAUUUUUGUCCCGUGGCAUCGAUAAAUAAGCAUACGAUCAAGCAAUAGUUUGUUAGGGCAUAUUGGGCUCCUUUACCCGUCUUUUAUUUAACUGAUAUCCUUCCCGUACAGCUAUAAUGCGUGUGUGUAUGUGUGCGUUUUUUUUUAUCCAACCUGGUUAGAAGACAGAAGAGGCAGGAAACGAGAUAGGAAAGACCGUGCCGCUAGUUCGUUUAAUGUUGUGUUCGUUUUUCUUUUUGUUUGUUUUAAAUAAUUUAAAAAUAUAAACCGUUUAUCUUUAUACGUCUGUGUCUCGUACCACUAAACACGCCUGUGCUUGUUGAGAAAGAAGCAGGAAGCUAGGAUGAGGAUGAUAGGGAUUUUGUCUUUUAAAAAUUUCCCCUGUUAACUCCUAAUUUUCCAUCAGCCGUUCCAGUGCCGUGUGUUUGUGUGCAUCUGUGUGUAAAUAUGUUUCUCCUAUUUACUUCUCUCUCUCUCUCUCUCUCUCUCUCUCUCUCUCGUUCAUUUAUCGUUAUCUCGUGCUUGCAAUCAUCUUGUUUUUGUUGGUAAGGUUUUUUUUUCUUUUGUUGUGUUUCAUGUUAAAUCAUCUCCCCUUCGAUUCUUUCCGAUCAUGUAACGGAUCGGUGUUUUAUUGGUGCUGUUAGGUUUCAGUUUGUUUUUUUUUUGGAGGGAGAGUUUCUAACCACAAAUCUAAGCGUUUUAUUCACUUUGUACGAUAGUUUGAAACUGAGACUCGAAGCUGCUGCUUUAGGGUGGGAAGAAGGAUUGAGGAUCGGGGACAGGAGAAACGAUGCAGGGAUACAAGGGAACCCCCUUGCACUUGGUACUUAAUACGAGAUCUACUUCAGGUGAACGUGUGAAACUGUCUGCGAGCGUUUAAUCAUAAUAAUCCGUGUAUUACUCCUCUUCGCGCUAUAAUUUAAUCGACCUUUCCGGUGUAUGAAUCGAUAACGCAUACAGAACGACGCUAAAAGAAGAUUUCAAAAUGGCGACCACCGUUUGAGGGCGAUAGUAAGGCGGCGUGUGGAAGCUGCGCGUGUGUGCGUAUGUGAAUUUUUGUAGUUUGUAAGAGACGAAGGAAGGAGAAAGAAACCCCCCCGCUAACAUAUAUACAAGUACAUUUAUAUAACUUAUACACAAAAGUGCGAAGAAAAGGAAGAAAAAACGAAACAAGAACGACUGUCUACAUACAGGAUACAGAGAGGCGGUUCAUCACAAGUCAUAUUGCAUGUACACACAUACGCAUUAAGGAAAGGUUUGUAAAAGCAGAAUAACGCAGUAGGCUAUAUGGUUUUGACAGAACUUUGUGUUGAUUUUGGGCCUCCUCGUCGUAAACCGAUCGAAUCGAAACGAUGCUCGCUACGAUCGUUUUUGCAGCGAAGAAAUGUGCUACAAUGCGCCUUCUUCUGAGAUGCAUACACGCCGCCACGUACACACAAUCACCCUACUGUCACUACGCUUAGUAAUCGAAAGGACACACUCACACACUCUUAGUAGGCUGCGAAAAGGUAAUGCGAAGCGACCAAUAAAAGAGCGAGAGAGAGAGAGAGCGGUGAGGAUUACUGAAGUAUAUGUGCGCGUUUGUAUGUGUGAUGACCACUUAGUGCGAUAGUAUCAGGCAUCCCUCUCUCCAAGUAAACGCCUUCCGUUUGUGUGCAUGUAUAGGUGAUGCCGCGCUUUUUUUGUAACUGAUUUUGAACCGUGUACACCACCACCACCACCACCACUACUACUACUGCUGCUACUAGGAGAUUUGUUUGUGAAUCAUCACCACAACCGUCAUCUUUCACAUUCGUCUGUAAAAGAAGAGGAAGGAGAAAGAGGAAUAGGCAGGUAAAACAAUAGUGGUGUGUGCAAUACAGAAGUGCAGCAACAAUGUAAAGCCAAAUAAAAAUAAAAACAAAACAUGCAAAAAAAAUCAUAUGUGAAGAGAAAAACAAAGUGUGUUCAAUAUAAAACUGUA